Raphanus sativus (radish) is the source of this 1011-nucleotide messenger RNA. RefSeq lists its product as uncharacterized. The transcript is spliced from 3 exons. NCBI's taxonomy places the organism in Eukaryota, Viridiplantae, Streptophyta, Magnoliopsida, Brassicales, Brassicaceae. The record is from RefSeq and is a predicted model, not a curated record. Bases 4 to 1011 code for a protein of 335 amino acids.
GUGAUGCAUAUUGAGAAGAAUUUUUUUGAGAACAUCAUGAAUACAAUAUUGAAUGUUCCAGGGAAGACAAAAGACAAUCAAAAAUCGAGGUUGGACUUGCCUGAUAUUUGCUCAAGACCCGAGUUACAUAUAAAAAGCAAUGGACAAGUUCCUGUACCGGUAUUCAGAUUGUCUUCAGAACAAAAGUCGGUCUUGUUCAACUGGGUUGCAUCAGCAGUGAAGUUUCCUGAUGGGUAUGUUUCAAACCUCUCUAGAUGUGUUGAAAAGGGCCAAAAGUUCUCCGGGAUGAAGAGUCAUGAUUGUCAUGUCUUUAUGCAAAGACUACUUCCCUUUGCAUUUGCGGAGCUACUUCCAACAAAAGUACAUGAAGCACUUGCAGCCAUUGGAGCAUUUUUCAGGGACUUGAGCACUCGCACUCUUAAAGAGGAUGUCGUAGAACAACUUCACGAGAACAUUCCGAUCUUAUUGUGCAACUUAGAGAUGAUAUUUCCUCCCUCAUUUUUUGACGUCAUGGAGCAUUUAGCUGUCCACCUCCCGUAUGAGGCAUUGCUUCGAGGACCAGUACAUUAUGGAUGGAUGUAUCAGUAUGAGCGGGCCAUGAAAUAUUUGAAGGGAAAGGCAAAAAACCUCGCAAAGGUUGAAGGUUCUAUAAUUGCUGGAAGUUUGACGGAAGAAACAUCUCACUUCACAUCGUACUACUUUGCACCUAAUGUACGGACCCGACAAAGAGCUCCAAGAAGAUAUGAUGAUGGUGGUGUUGCCCCAACAUAUGCAGUUGCUGGUGUUCCAGAUAUCUUUAGCCAGAUUGGGCGAAUGGGUGGGAAAACGAAAGAGGUUUGGUGGUCGAGUGAUGAAGACGCCCAUAGUGCACACACUUACAUUCUACUUAAUUGUGAGGAUCCAUUUAUGCGCUAUUUUGAAAGCCUAUUUGUUAGUCAAGUCCAAGAAGCUAUCCCAGGCAUAUCCACAAGUGAGGUAGAUAAAAGGAAAGAUCGACACUUUAUUAAAUGA